This is a messenger RNA of Necator americanus (New World hookworm), 1761 nucleotides long. RefSeq lists its product as uncharacterized. The record is from RefSeq and is a predicted model, not a curated record. NCBI's taxonomy places the organism in Eukaryota, Metazoa, Nematoda, Chromadorea, Rhabditida, Ancylostomatidae. The coding region runs from base 1 to 1761 and encodes 586 amino acids. The transcript has 12 exons.
AUGGACGCUACUCUUACAUUUCAGAUGUCAACAAUAAUGGAUGAAGAUGAGCUUCUUAACGUCCCUGAUGAUCAACAACACGUCACAGAUGAAGUGUUCGACGUCGACGAACUGCUUGGACCUAGCGAGAUAGUGAAAGAAGACACAGCUGAACUCGCCGAUACAGGCGGAAACGCAUCGGAUUGUGCAGCCGAAGAUGCUGCUGGGAAUACGAAUGUAGAUGCAGUGGUACCAGAUGAAAGUUUUGAACGAGAAGAACUUGACUAUGAAGAAGAUGAUGAUGAGGAACACAAAGAGGAGCGCACCGGUCGAUUCACAUCGGAAAGGAAACUGGCAGAUGCUACUCCGCCCACUCCUAACACCAUCGAUAAAGUGGAGAGUCGACGUCAAGGUGAGAAUCGUAAUCAUGGUCAGAAGCAGUAUCGCAAUAAUGGACGAGGUGGUAAUCGUGGUCGUGGAAACGGAAAUCGUUACAGAAAUGGUCCUAUGCAAUAUGGAGGGCCGCAAAGACCUGGUGGUAUGAUCGGAGGACCGCCUCCACUUUUAGCGAUAAACACCCAGGGUAUGUAUCCACCCCCGGGAGGGAAGAUACUUAUCAAUCCAAACUUCAGAGGUUCCAUCGGAACAUCUGGACCUGGACCAAUUGGUGGCCCUCCCGGUGUCAUUUCUCUGGCUGGAGCUCCAUCUGUGUUGCCAACAAUUGUACCUGGGCAAACUGGUCCUAUCAUUCCACGGCUGCCAAACGGAAUUCCUCUUACAGGUCUUCCAUCAAACCAUGGAGCAGCUGGUUUUGGUCCACCUCCAGGAAACCGCCCUACAAUGCCUCCUCCUAUUAUGCCUGGUAUGAGUGCAUCGAUCAAUCGACCAGUUCCUGUUGGACAAUGGGAUCAAGCCGUAGAGGCUUUUCUCAGCGGUUCUUCUCAACGCCAACGAAGCCCACGCAGAAGACAUCGUCGCAGUUCAUCGUACAGCAGCUACAGUAGCUAUAGUAGUAGAUCGAGGAGUGCUGGCAGCUCACGGUCGCGAUCGCCUCGCCGUCGACGAGACAAUCGAGGUGCCAGCGGUCGGCCAAGAAAUCAAAGAGAUCGCGGAGGACGAGGUGGCGGCAAUUUCAGGGGGAGAGGAGGUCAGAAUAGGCGAGAUAAUGCUCCAAGAAGAGAGCAAAACAAGGAUCAUAGACAGAUAUCGGCAGAGUGUGCGAAAGCAGUUGGACUUGACAAUGAAUAUCUUUCAAAAUUGGAGGACCAAAGAAGAAAACGUGAUGAAAUCUUGAGAAGGAAAGAGCAGCGUCGUUUCGGUGCCGGAAACAAUAAUGAUCAGGGCAGUUCGUCAAAUCAGCGACAGAACGAUCGUGGUGGAUAUCGGCAGAGUCAGCAAAGAGACCGACGAUCGAAUGAAAACCACUCUACCAAUGACCAGCGAAGAAAUGGAGGUGGUCCCAACUCAUCGUCGGCCCAAUCCUCCUCGAAAGCAUCCACUGAAGCAGAAGCUGCGCUGAGGAAGAACAAAGCCUAUCUGUGUGUCAACGUUAAGAACAUAAAACAAUUAACAACAGCCAAGAUGCGGGUUGAAACGCUUGCAAAGGACCUGGGAGAGAUUAGGAAGUGCUGGAAGUCGAGUGAGGACCAAGUAACAGUGAUAUUUGUCGAACAUUCCAAAGCAAAAGAGUUCAUGCUUAAAUAUAAUAACAAAGUUUUGUCGGGACUACGUAUACAAGUGGGACUGGAAAAGGCGUAUCUCAAUCUCGCCGAGAUUCAAUAG